Messenger RNA from Hydra vulgaris (swiftwater hydra), 2920 nucleotides. Its product is annotated as coiled-coil domain-containing protein 57. The record is from RefSeq and is a predicted model, not a curated record. Gene Ontology annotation, biological process: positive regulation of mitotic cell cycle; centriole replication; microtubule nucleation. NCBI's taxonomy places the organism in Eukaryota, Metazoa, Cnidaria, Hydrozoa, Anthoathecata, Hydridae. Gene Ontology annotation, cellular component: centriole; centriolar satellite; spindle microtubule.
AUGUAUAUUUAUUUGUAUUCUGGUAAAUGCAUCUUUUUUUUUGUGGCUUUUUUCUAUGUGACACACCCUCAGUUAACCCCAGACAACUUUUUUUGCUUUAUUGUGUUAAAAAGUUGUAAAUUUAAUGUAAGUUUUAUAGUGUUUAAAACAAAUGGUUCUUGCAUGGCUUUAUUUGUUCCUCCUCAAGAUCUAGAGUCCCUUGAUACACUUGUCACUGUAAAAGAACAGGAAUGGCGUAGUCUUAUGCAGCAACAAAUAAGUAAACUUAAAAACGAGCUAGUCGAAAAAGAUAAACAAAUCAGUUUACAAAAAAUACGCUUUAAUAAACUCAAAGAGGAUUUUGAGUACAACCUUGAUCUACUAUCAAAAAGAGACAUUGAGCUUGAAAAGUACGAUGUUAUACUUGAAAAAUUAAAAGAAAGUGAAAACUUGAAGGAUGCUGAAUUGAAUGAAACAAGAUUAAAAAUGGAAUUUCUUGAAGAAAAAAUGUGUAUUAUCAUAAAAGAAAAUGAAAAUAAUCAAGACUUUUAUAAAAAGAAAGUAAAAUCACUUCAAGAUGAAAUAAGUGUUUUGAAGGAGAAGAAUGAAAUUGAAAUUUCAAAAGAACGUCUGCGAUGCGAGGAGGUGAAAAAUGUUUUUCAUAAACAAAUAAGUGAAUUGCAGGAAAGUUUUGAAAUGCAAAAAAAAAGUCUUAUUUAUGAAAAUGAAACUAAGUUAUGUCAACAAAAAAAAGAUCAUCAAGUUAUUCUUGAUGAAAAAGAAACUGAACUAUUUGAAAACCAACUGAAGGUCAAGAUGCUGUCAAUAGAACUUGAAUUGUUGCAAAAAUCUUCCUCUUUGGCAACUGACAAUGCUGCAGCAGAUCAGGAAAAAUUAGUAAAGUUUGAAAAAUUGUUAGCACAAAAAAUUAAGGAGAUUGAAAGUGUAAAUUUAAUAAAAGACAUUCAACUCAAAGAUUUAGAGACUAAAGUUGAAGAGUUUAUUCAACGUUCAAAAAAAAAAAGGAUAGAAAUUAAGAAAAAAUGCAAUGAAUUGCAAAAUUGUUGUGCCAGACAAGAUGCAUUUGUAGAAACUUUAAAAAAUUCAGCUAAUAAUCGAGAAGAAAUUUUCAAAGAAAAAUUAAAAAUAUAUAAUGAACAAAAUGAAGCACUAAGCUUUCAGCUAAAGCAAAAUAAUUUAAAAUAUAUUACUAAUGAAAAAACACUAGAAACAAAGUUGCACAGUGCGCAACAAGAAAUAGAGCAUUUAAAGUUUAGAUUACAGCAUUUGCAAGACAUUCAAAGUCAAACUACUGUAACCAGAGAUGUGGAUUUUGCAGCGCUAAGUUUAUCUGAAAAUAAUUUGAAAUAUGAACUAGAUAAUUGUAGAAUUGAUCUUAAAAAACUUCAACAAGAGUUAGAGUUUUCACUUGAGAGGGAGAAGACACUAAAAGAAAACAAGGAGGUACUAAAGGAAAACAACAUAUCUGAAAAAAAAUCAAAGACGCUUUUAGAAAAUAAAUUAAAUGAAAUAUUGGAGAACCACAAAAGUGUUAUUGAAAAUUUUGAAAAAAAGCAAGAAAAGUUAGAUAUAGUUAUUCAGAAAAAAGAGGAAGAGUUGUUACGCAAGGAACACACAAUACAAAAAUUAAAAACUGACUUGUUGUCAGUUGAAGCACAAAAUCAUCAAUUGAAAGUGGUUAUUAAAGAAAUGCGUGCAGAAAUGGUAUUACUGAGUGAACAAAUGAAUGCUGCGCCAAAUGAAACAUAUUUACAGUCUUUGGAGGCGGAAAUUGCAUUGUUAAAAUCUACAAAUCGCGACUUAAAAAACAAAUUACAAGAUCAUGUUACAACAUUAGAUGUGUUUCAAAAUGAAAAUAGUAAAUUAUUGGCUUUACUAAAAACAAAAGAUUUCACUUAUUUGAAGAACAGUAUAAAUUCUUUUGAAAAUGAAACAAAACAAAAAAUGAUUUCUAUGGAAGCUGUUUGUUUUGACUCUUCUUUGGGGAUAAAGAAUUUCAAUCAACAAGAAGUUGCUGCUAAGAAAAAAAAGGUUACUGAGCAAACCAAACCAGAAUUUGAAAAAUGCUAUACACAUGGACUUGCAUGUAAUUUUAAUGCCACUUGCUUCAAUUCAGGGCUGUCUGAUUUUCAAACGGUUUUUGGAAAAGUGGCAGAAAAUCAGCAACUUGAUUAUACUAAAGUUUGUCCUAACCAGCAUUGUUCUUCUAUGGAGUUUUGUAAGUAUAAAUGGAAGUUAAAGUUGGCAGUUGAUCGAAUUAAGAACUUGUUGAUUGAAAGAGCAAAAAUGAUAAACAAUAGUAAUCGGCUUCGAGCUGAUUUUAAAUCUCUACAAGAAAAUCUUGAAGAAGGUUACCGAUCGUUAGAAAAUUGCGGUGAAAUUAAUCGUCAAAAACAAGUUCUUUUGCAAAGUUUGCCAGAUUUGCAAAAACAAGCAAAUGUAGUUACAUCGGUAGAUCUAAAAGUUUCAUCAGCUCUCGCGAAUUCGCCGAAAUCGAACCUUUCAGAAAGUUUAGAGAAUCAAAAAAAUCGAAAUGUUUUGAGAGACGGACACGGUGACGGAGACGGAGUUUUUUUAAAUAAAGAACCCCAAGAUUGCAUUUCAGACGAACUCAAAGAAACUUCAAAUUCAGUUGUCAAUAAUUUAAUAUCCUUAUCGAGUGAUUCAUCUUUGAAAGAGGUAUGGAAAUUACUUGAUAUGGGUGACUCGUUUUCAACUGUUGAAAGUAAACAAGAAGCAGAUCUUGCUGUUUUAGGCAAACCAGUUUUAGUCGAGCAAAAGCUUUUAUACAAAAAAAACUUCAUUGCUCCAAAGUUAUGCGUAAAAAAAAAGUUUGUUAGAAAUUACAACGACAAAAGUGAUAACAAUUUUUCUAAUGCCUAAUUAUGUAUUUUUUUUUUUUAAUAUCAUUCCCAUUUUA